GCAUUGAGGUGCCUUAACAACCGUGACAACACCAGCUGAUCGUCCUGUCACAGCCAGGAAGGACUCUUGGGAUUGCAGACAGCUGUUAAGACGGCUAAACCAGCUGUUAGGAAGGAUAAACCAGCUGUCAAGGAAGCCAAACCAGCUGUCAAGAUUGCUGACAAGGCAUUUAUCGGGCAGGGUUGGAUGUGGGCUGCUGGUGUUGCAGGAUUGCUAGUUACCUUGUUUGUGAGUGCAGCAUGGGGCUGGGGCAGAGAAGGAGGGAGCUUAGGGGUGGUACUCCCCUUUUCUCUGAUUAUUGGAGGCAUUUCAGCCAUGGUUCUUGGGGCCACCCUCACUGUUGCAGCGUAUGUGAUGCUGUCGGCUAAACACCAGGUUACAGUCCGUGUUCCUCCGGAGAUAUCUGCCCUUCAUGCACUUAUUUCGAAUGUCCGUUGCGAUGCGGAAAGUUCCCUUCCAACAAGACAUGGGGCUGUCAUUAGCCGGAAAAUUGACAGUGCCAUUAACGAGUUGAUCGAUGGAUUCAUCGAGAACGAUGUAAUCCCAUGGUAUAAAAACUUAGUUAAUGAGACUACCCCAAGUACUGAGGCCCUCAGGAGCGUUUUGUGGUACAGUGUUGUGAACAUUAAUGAACGGUUGGCCCGUAUGGACCACGUACGCUUUGUUACUGGCGGUGCAGUCAAUUGUCUCACACGUCAUCUUGAGCACAUCAAGAUUGCUCAGGUUGCUGGUGAAGCUCGAGGGGAGAGAGGUAUAUUCCACCUAGUUCCUCAGUUAUGUUCACCUGAGAGAGAGAGAAACUUCCUUCGGCUGGUGGCAGAGAUGCUCAUUUCUCGCUGCCUCCCAUCAGAAUACUCCCGAUGUACACCACUGCGUACUCUACUCAAGGAACUCCUGGCUUGUAAAGUUUUUGAACCAAUGAUUGAUCGAGUCUGCGACCCAGACUGGAUUAAUCAGCAACUAGUGUCAUACCUAAGGCAGCAACAUGCAGCGGAAGAGCUACACCGCCGAACUUACAUGUAUGCAGCCAGUUAUGAAGACUUCAUCACACUCAUUCACGAUUCCACCGACAUUCACGACCUCGAGCAUCUCAGCUUUGACAACUUCUUAGAGUUGGUUUUAGCCUCUGAAAGCACGGAGGAUAUGCUCAGGAUCAGGCGAAAUAUAAUUAAUGAGAUCAUGCAAGCAACUGCUAUCAACAACCUGAAGAAAGCCAAAGGAGUGGACCUCAGCAGGGAAAGUACACCUCAAGGGUCUGGAAAGGGUGAUUUGCUUCAGGCCAGGAAUCUUAAGCGUUACAUCAACCAGCUGACCUAUGCUAAGGCCCAGUGUGAGCGCAGGAUACAUAUCCUCAACAGUGGAAAGGGAGCAGUUGAAUUGGGUGGAGGUGGAGGAGGAGUUGGCAGUUCAGAUGUUACGACAAGUUUGUCUGAUUCGUUCUCUCACUCUCUACAGAACCUACCUGGGAGGAAGAUUCUUAUGUUCCAAGCACUGCUAGAGUCUGCAUUUGCACGUCGUUACUUCUCGAUCUACCUCGACGAAAUUGGACAAGGUGCCUUCAUCAGUUUCUGGUCAGCAGUUCAAGAGAUCCGUCAUGCAGAUAAGAAGCUGCACCACCAGUUAGGAACAGAGAUCUACUAUACUUACCUUAGCCCUCAUCCUCCUCCAGUCAAGGUUGAUAAGCCGACUCUGCGUGGUGUAGAAGCUUUUCUUUUGGGCAACAGAGGCCCAGAAGUGUUGUAUGAAAUUGGAGAAGAGGUGGAGCGGACCCUGGAAGAGCGCCACUACACUGGCUUCUUGGUAUCGUCCACAUAUCAUGCUAUGCUCCAUCAAGCAGCUCUCCAGGGAGUGGAUUUCAUGACAGAAUGUGCAGAGGAAGGAGGUGUUGGCAGCACCGAGGGCAGCAGCACUGAAUCGGUGGAGCAGAUGCAGAUGCAGCUCUCUGAUCAUUCCUCCUAUGCCCGCAAUAAACUGGCGCACCUCCAGGAAAGACUUACCAAUAAACUCCUGGCAUUGCAAGCCUUGCGUCAGUGUGGGAAGGCAGAUGCUAAAGUAAUCACUCACCUAGAGGGGGAGAUCAGCCAGCUUCGCAGCGACCACAAGCUGCUGGAGACUCACGUGGAGAGAACAGGGCUUUGGAGUGAUAACAUUGGUCGUUGGCGAGUACAUGUCCAGAGCGUCCAGCUCAUUGAGGAAAAAGAUAUUCCACACCUGGUGUUAUUAGUUCACCUAAAUUCCGAAGAGAUAAAAAGCUCAUCAUUCCAAGAUCUUUCUUCAGCAUCUGUCUCGGCACCGUCUGCUGUAUCAGUGUUGUCCCCUGCUGCUGUGGAUGCCCUCGAUCCAUCUGCCUUGAGCUCUGGACCUGCACAUGGCUGGGUUAUCGUGAGGAAAUUGCCACAGCUUAUUGAUCUGCAUAGAAAACUAUGCCAAAUUGCUCCAUCGAUGAAAGCGGUGGAACUUCCUUCCGUGCCAGGCAAAAUGCUGUUUGGCAAAGUUGCUGACAAGGCUCAUCUGGAGAAAGUGCGAGUUGUGGCGCAGAAUUAUUUUGAUGCGGUUUUAAGCGACGAGAAACUGUCCAGCUCCGAGCUGAUAUAUGCAUACUUGUCGCCAUCCCCAGAACACUUAAAGCAAGUGCCAAUACAACGGAAGAAAUCAAAAUUCUCAUUUUCGACAUUCUUCAAAGGAGGGGAUGGUAAGAGUGACAGUGAUGAGGAGGAACUUGGGCUGAUAAUGGAUGCUGGGGAGACAUCAGCUGAUGGAGGGAGUGGAGAUGGAGGCAAAGACUCGGUGGCAGAACCGCUCUUCUCAUUCCUGGAAGAACUCUGCGAGCUUAGGGGUGUCAGCAAGUGGCUCAGGAAGACUUUGAUUUCCUUUGUUCAAAUCACAUAUGGGAAAACAAUUACCAAACAUGUGCGAGAAACUGUAUCAGGCAUGCUGAGCGAGUCAAUGGUCCUCUACUACAUGCACACAGUGAAAGACAAUCUUUGGCCAUCACAUAACGAGUUGCAAGCCAUCCGUCAAGCACGCACAGAGGAUGACAAACUUAGAACAAGGUUGCAUACAGUCAUUGUAUUUCUUUUUUUUUUUCAACAUGUCGGCCGUCUCCCACCGAGGCAGGGUGACUCAAAAAAGAAAGAAAAUCCCCAAAAAGAAAAUAUUUUCAUCAUCAUUCAACUCUUUCACCUCACUCACACAUAAUCACUCUUUUUGCAGAGGUGCUCAGAACACAACAGUUUAGAACCAUAUAUGUAUAAAGAUACACAACAUAUCCCUCCAAACUGCUAAUAUCCCGAACCUCUCCUUUAGAGUGCAGGCAUUGUACUUCCCAUUUCCAGGACUCAAGUCCGGCUAUAUAAAAAUAACCGGUUUCCCUGAAUCCCUUCACUAAAUAUUACCCUGCUCACACUCCAACAGAUCGUCAGGUCCCAAAUACCAUUCGUCUCCAUUCACUCCUAUCGAAUACGCUCAUGCACGCCUGCUGGAAGUCCAAGCCCCUCGCCCACAAAACCUCCCUUACCCCUUCCUUCAAACCUUUUUGAGGACGACCCCUACCCCGCCUUCCUUCUCCUACAGAUUUAAAUGCUCUCCAUGUCAUUCUACUUUGAUCCAUUCUCUCUAAAUGACCAAACCACUUCAACAACCCCUCUUCAGCCCUCUGACUAAUACUUUUAUUAACUCCACACCUUCUCCUAAUUUCCACACUCCGAAUUUUCUGCAUAAUAUUUACACCACACAUUGCCCUUAGACAGGACAUCUCCACUGCCUCCAACUGCCUCCUUGCUGCUGCAUUCACAACCCAAGCUUCACACCCAUAUAAGAGUGUUGGUACUACUAUACUUUCAUACAUUCCCUUCUUUGCCUCCAUAGAUAACGUUUUUUGACUCCACAUGUACCUCAAUGCACCACUCACCUUUUUUCCCUCAUCAUUUCUAUGAUUAACUUCAUCCUUCAUAAAUCCAUCCGCUGACACGUCAACUCCCAAGUAUCUGAAAACAUUCACUUCUUCCAUACUCCUCCUCCCCAAUUUGAUAUCCAAUUUUUCUUUAUCUAAAUUAUUUGAUACCCUCAUCACCUUACUCUUUUCUAUGUUCACUUUCAACUUUCUGCCUUUACACACA
Messenger RNA from Cherax quadricarinatus, 4118 nucleotides. The record is from RefSeq and is a predicted model, not a curated record. Lineage: Eukaryota; Metazoa; Arthropoda; Malacostraca; Decapoda; Parastacidae.